AUGAAGACUCUCUUCCUUAAUGUUGGAGGCUUAAGGAGACCUAGAGCCAAAGACAAACUAAGGAGUUUAGUUAAACAGUUUAGUCCUACAUUAGUAUGGGUGGUGGAACCAAAAAUUAGAUGGAAUUCAAAGGAUUGUAAGAGUUUAAAGUUACCAGGAAUGCAUCACAAACUAAUACAUAAUUCUACAAAUGAGAGAAAAUGUAACAUAUGGCUUUUUUGGAGUGCUUCAAUAACUGAACCUUAUGUUGUUUCAAUUACUAAUCAAGUGAUAACAGUAAAUGUGGGUGGAGUUUUAGUAUCUGGUAUUCAUGCUGCUUCUCUUGCAGCUAACAGAAAAGAAUUAUGGUUGGAAUUAGAGCAAAUGAGCAAUAUGGAUCUACCAUGGUUAUCAAUCGGUGAUUUUAAUACAGUACUAAGUGUAGAUGAGAAAAAUGGAGGGAGAACACCAUUAAGAGUAGCAAUGAAAGAUUUUCAUGAAGCUUUGAAUGUUUGUAAUCUAAUUCAGGCUCCAAAAUCAAGAUUACAGUUUACAUGGUGUAAUAAUAGAGCUGGUACCAAAAGGAUAGCGUGCACUUUGGAUAGAGCUUCAUUUAACUUAAAAUGGAGUGAGAAAUAUCUUGGAUGGAGCUAUAAAGUUGGAGUGAGAAGUGUUUCAGAUCACAGUCCUUUAUUGGGAUCAUGUAUUACUGUUCCAAAACCUAAAAAUGUUCCAUUCAUAGUGCUUAAAGUAUGGUUAGAACAUGAAGAUUUCAAGAGACUAAUUCAAGAUGUAUGGGCUACAGAAGUUAUAGGAAAUCCAAUAGUAAAAUUGACAAAGGAAGAGGAGGAGGUUUUAAAUGCAACUACAAUAUCAGACCAGAAUCCUAGUGAUACUAUAUUAUUAAAUAAUUUGGUUGUGGCAAGAGGGAAACAAGAAAUGCUCAAUCAACAACUUCAUUCCAUUUUACAACAAAAAUCUAGGGAGAAGUGGUUAAAACAUGGUGCUGCUAAUACAAGGUUCUUCCAUACUUCAAUAAAGAUAAGACAAGCUGCAAAUGCUAUAACUGAGUUGGAGGAUGAUAAUGGAUCAAUAGUUACAGAUCAACAUCAAGUUGUACAUUUUCUAGAACAACAUUUUGAAGAGAAGCUUAAGUUUAAAAAUGUGAUUUUUGUUGAUGGGAUUUUUUAUGUUAUACCUGAAGUAGUCACUUUAGAAGAUAAUAAGAUGCUAGAAGGUGUUCCCUCAAUUCAAGAAAUAAAAGAUGUUGUUUUUUCACUUAAUGCAGAUAAUGCUCCUGGGCCAGAUGGUUUUCCAGUUUUUUUUAUAGAUUUGCUUGGGAGAUAA
Molecule: messenger RNA, 1326 nt
Organism: Papaver somniferum (opium poppy)
Lineage: Eukaryota; Viridiplantae; Streptophyta; Magnoliopsida; Ranunculales; Papaveraceae
Exons: 2
Coding region: 1-1326 (441 amino acids)
Source: RefSeq, a predicted model, not a curated record